Messenger RNA from Propithecus coquereli (Coquerel's sifaka), 1575 nucleotides. RefSeq names its product prosaposin-like 1 (gene PSAPL1). Lineage: Eukaryota; Metazoa; Chordata; Mammalia; Primates; Indriidae. The record is from RefSeq and is a predicted model, not a curated record. The transcript has a single exon. The coding region runs from base 10 to 1575 and encodes 521 amino acids. Gene Ontology annotation, biological process: sphingolipid metabolic process. Gene Ontology annotation, cellular component: lysosome.
CUGGGCAGCAUGCUGUGUGCCCUGCUUCUCCUGUCCAGCCUCCUGGGGGCUGCCACGGCCAGCCCCACCGAGGGCCCCCAGGAGUGUGCAAAGGGAUCCGAGGUGUGGUGUCAGGACCUGCAGGCGGCAGCAAGGUGUGGGGCCCUGGAUUACUGCCAAAGGGUGGUCUGGAUCAAUCCCCCCAUGAAGUCCCUGCCCUGCGACAUAUGCCAGGACAUAGCAGCCGUGGCUGGUAAUGGGCUGAACCCCGACACCACCGAGUCUGACAUCCUGACUCUGAUGAGGAAGACCUGCACGUGGCUCCCCAGCCAGGAGUCCUCAGCGAGAUGCCAGUGGAUGGUGGACACCCACCCCAUGGCCGUCCUGACCAUGCUCCGUGAAGCGCCAGGCAGUGCCCCAGCACAGGUGUGCACAGCACUCACACUCUGUGAGCAGCUACAGAGACAUUUGGCCACCUCUGGGCCACUCUCCAAGGAGGAUGCCUCUGAGGCACUGUCCCCAUUCACGGCCGAAGGGCUCCUCAGCUUCUACCCUCCUGAGAUGCCCGGGGCAGCCGUGUGCCAAGACUGUGUCCAGCUGAUCUCCCGGCUCCAGGAUGCUGUCCAGUCCAACCCAACCUUGGCAGAGGUGAACAUCCAGGAGCAGUGUGAGUCCUUGGGGCUUGGCCUGGCUCUCCUCUGCAAACACUAUCUCCUCCAGCUGUUGACCCCUGCCGAGCAAGCGCUGAGCCUCCUUCUACCGCAGGAGGUCUGCGAGAAAGAGGGCUUCUGUGAGGAGCCGAGCACGCCUGCCCGCCUGGCUCACGAGGCCGCUGCAGAUGGGGUCCCCCCGCUGGAGCUAGCAUUGCUGAGGAAGAACAGCGAGCUCCGGAUGGAGCCUGGCCUGACCUGCGAGGUGUGCCUGGAUGUGGUCCAGCAGCUGGACCAGUGGCUCAUGUCCAACAGCUCCGAGGCCAUGAUCAGCCACGCCCUGGAGCGUGUGUGUUCAGUAAUGCCUGCUUCUAUCGUCCAGCAGUGCAUCACCUUGGUGGACACCUACAGCCCCUCCUUGAUGCAGCUCGUGGCCAAAGUCUCCCCAGAAAAAUUGUGCAAGACCAUCCGGCUGUGUAGCAGCCGGAGGCGGACCCGGGAGGUCCAUGAGGCCCGUGCAACAACACUGUCCCCAGUGAUGGACCCAGAGAACCAGGGCAGUUUCUGCAAUGGGUGUAAGAGGCUGCUCAGCGUGUCCUCCCGCAACCUGGAGCGCAAGAGCACCAAGCGGGACAUCCUCAUGGCCUUCAAGGGUGGCUGCAGCGUCCUGCCACUACUGUACAUGAUACAGUGCAACCACUUCGUCACCCAGUACGAGCCUGUGCUCAUCGACAGCCUCCAGGAAGUGAUGGACCCCGUGGCCGUGUGCAAGAAGGUGGGGGCCUGCCACGGCCCCAGGACCCCGCUGCUGGGCACCGACCAGUGUAUCACGGGCCCGAGCUUCUGGUGCAUGAGCCAGGCGGCUGCAGAGCUGUGCGACGCCGUGCAGCACUGCCAGCGCCACGUGUGGAAAGAGACACCCUUCCACGGCGAAGAGCAGGCAUAG